GCUUCCUUACUACUUCACCGAGCUGCAAGUCAGGGAGCUGCUGGAGAGCUUUGGCGCCCUCAAGGGCUUUGAUCUCGUGAAAGAUAGAGAAACUGGCAACUCUAAAGGAUACGCUUUCUGUGUCUACCAAGAUGUCGCUGUUACAGACAUCGCGUGCGCUGCCCUAAACGGGAUCAAAAUGGGAGAUAAGACGCUUACCGUGAGACGUGCGAACCAAGGAACAAUGCAGCCGAAGCCUGAGCAGGAGAGUAUAUUGUUGUAUGCACAACAGCAGAUUGCUUUUCAGGUAAAACUAGUUAUAGUAAUGUUAGUAAUGUCUCUUUUACGGUUAAAUCAAUUGCGGAACUGUUGUCUUUUUCAGGUGAAUAUGUUGCAGCCGGGACCAGUGGCAACAACAGUUGUAUGUUUGACUCAAGUUGUUAAUGAGGAUGAGCUUAGAGACGACGAGGAGUUUGAAGAUAUCAUGGAUGACAUGAGGCAAGAAGGCGGCAAGUUUGGUGCAUUCACCAACGUUUUGAUACCUCGUCCCAGCCCCAGCGGUGAGCCAGUUGCAGGCCUUGGCAAGGUGUUCUUGAAGUAUGGUGAUACAGAUGGUUCGUCAAGGGCAAGAAGCGGGAUGAAUGGUAGGAAGUUUGGAGGGAACGAAGUGAUUGCUGUGUUCUACCCUGAAGACAAGUUUGAUCUGGGAGACUACGGAGCCUGAACUCAUCCCUUGUUUUCUUUGCUUUCUAAGACCUUAAGUUCUCUGUAAGUUUUUUUUUUACUUCAGUUAAAAGACCCUUUGCGUGUGAUUUAAAGACCAAGAGAUGAUUUCAAUGAAAUUUUAGUUAUAAUUUUGUUACCGUUGUAUAUUGAUUAUAGUUUUAUCAACAUUAUGGAAGAAGGAUAGACAAAAGUCUAUAAUCGACAUGAUUAAUUUAAAUAUUGGGAUAUAUUUUCUUUUUAUAUUUUUCUUUUCAGUGACUGUUCCUUAAUAUUUUAAUAAACUCCUUUUGUGGAACAUUUUUGUUGAAAAGUAUGAUGGCUAAUAACAAUAUAAACUUUUGACGAAAGAGUCCAAUAAUCCCACUCGCCCGGAAAUAGAACAGUACAAAAAGUGAUGAUGAUCUUAGGGAAAACAUUAUUUAUUUUGAUUUAUCAAAAAGUGAUCUUAUUUUUAAACCAAAAGGUCAACACUUUUGGAGCUAACAAUUUAAAACCACAAACAUAAAUAAAACAUGACACUGAGCAAAAUGGCUAAUAUCAAAUAAUUAUAUUUUACUCAUUUGAUUGUUUUCUUUAUACAGAAAACCCCCAAAGUUACAUUAAAAAGACAUAACUUAGAGCUAAAUUUCAAAUAUCAAGUAAUUGUAUUUAAUUUAUUUUCUUAUGAUUCAAAGGUUUGGUUUAAAAGUUGAAACGCAUCCAUAAUCCAUUGAGCUCUAGUCUCUAAGGUAUUCGUUCACGAUUCAAUAUUCCUAGUUUGUAGGAAUUUUUUUUGCAUCAAUUAAAUAUGAAAGAUUUGAAUAUAAAUGUAAGUUAUGUCUGGACUUUUUAGGUGAAGCUAGUGUAGAUUGAAUUUGUUUUUGAUUUGGAGAGAAAAAAUAUUUACAGUGGCUAUAAACAAUAAUACUUUCCUUGGUUCUGUACAAA
Brassica napus (rape) is the source of this 1632-nucleotide messenger RNA. Its product is annotated as splicing factor U2af large subunit A. NCBI's taxonomy places the organism in Eukaryota, Viridiplantae, Streptophyta, Magnoliopsida, Brassicales, Brassicaceae. Gene Ontology annotation, cellular component: nuclear speck; U2AF complex; U2-type prespliceosome. The coding region runs from base 179 to 703 and encodes 174 amino acids. The record is from RefSeq and is a predicted model, not a curated record. The transcript has 3 exons. Gene Ontology annotation, molecular function: pre-mRNA 3'-splice site binding; poly-pyrimidine tract binding.